AUGCCUCAAAUCAACGGUCAAGAAGUCGGCCCCAUUGGCUACGGGCUCAUGGGCCUGACAUGGCGCAAAAACCCCUGUUCUGAGGAGCAGGCCUUCGCCGCCAUCAAGGCGGCUCUCGACAACGGCUGCAACUUCUUCAACGGCGGGGAGUUCUAUGGCCCGCAGGAGUACAACAGCCUUGUCCUCCUGGAGCGCUACUUCAAGAAGUACCCCGAGGACGCGGACAAGGUCGUCCUCAGCGUCAAGGGCGCGGGCGGGCCGAGCGGGAUGAAGCCCACCGGCACCGAGGCCGAGAUCAACAGGUCCAUCGGCAACGUCAUCCAGCAGCUCAACGGGCGCAAGAAGCUCGACGUCUUCGAGUGCGCGCGCCGCGACCCGAACGUCUCGAUGGAGGAGACGUUCGGCGCCAUGCAGAAGUUCAUCGACGAGGGCAAGCUGGGCGGCAUCUCGCUCAGCGAGGUCCGCCACGAGACCCUGCUCGACGCCAUCAAGAUCACAAAGGUCGUCGCCGUCGAGAUCGAGCUCAGCCUGUUCCACACCGAGGCCCUCUCCAACGGCAUCGCCGCCACCUGCGCCAAGCACAACAUCCCCCUGGUGGCCUACUCGCCCCUGGGCCGAGGCCUGCUCACCGGCGAGAUCAAGUCGCCGGAUGAUAUCCCCGAGGACGACAUGAGGAAGCACAUGCCGCGUUUCCAGGCCGGCAACUUCGAGCACAACAUCACGCUGGUGCACAAGGUCAACGAGCUGGCCAAGAAGAAGGGGUGCACGCCCGGCCAGUUCGCCCUGGGCUGGGUCAGGACGCUGUCCAAGAGGCCCGGCAUGCCCACCAUCAUCCCCAUCCCCGGCGCCACGACGGUGGAGCGGGUCAACGAGAACUCCAAGCUGGUGGACCUGACGGACGAGGAGAUGAACGUGAUCGAUGGUAUCCUUGAGAAGAUGGAGGUCAAGGGCGACCGCUACCCCGAUUACGUCCCCGUUGACACUUAG
Molecule: messenger RNA, 987 nt
Organism: Diaporthe citri
Lineage: Eukaryota; Fungi; Ascomycota; Sordariomycetes; Diaporthales; Diaporthaceae
Exons: 2
Coding region: 1-987 (328 amino acids)
Cellular component (GO): cytoplasm
Source: RefSeq, a predicted model, not a curated record